This is a messenger RNA of Vicia faba (fava bean), 630 nucleotides long. The record is from the annotation of a GenBank genome assembly. Lineage: Eukaryota; Viridiplantae; Streptophyta; Magnoliopsida; Fabales; Fabaceae.
AUGCGUGCUGCUUUCGGUGAUGAUUAUUAUAUCUGCAGAUUUCAGGAACCGGGCAAAAUGGAAGCUGAGAUGGCUGAAGUUGGCACUGAAUAUGUGCUGAAAAAUAUCCUCACAACACGGAAAACAGGUCCUCCAAUAUUUCCAAAGGGAGAGUAUGGAGCCGGAUUCAACCCGGAUACCCCUGAUACUUUGCCAUCUUGGCUCACAGAAGAUGGUCUUGCUUAUUGUGUCUCCAAAUUUGAGAAAACGGGCUUCACCGGAGGAUUGAACUACUAUAGAAACUUUAACUUAUUUCAGGAACCUGGGAAAAUGGAAGCUGAGAUGGCUGAAGUUGGCACUGCAUAUGUGCUGAAAAAUAUCCUCACGACUCGCCAAACUGGUCCUCCGAUUUUUCCAAAAGGGGAGUAUGGAACUGGAUUCAACCCGGAUACCCCCGACACUUUGCCCUCUUGGCUCACAGAAGAUGAUCUUGCAUAUUAUGUAUCCAAAUUUGAGAAAACUGGCUUCACUGGAGGAUUGAACUACUAUAGAAACUUUAACCUAAAUUGGGAGCUCACAGCACCAUGGAGUGGAUUCAAAAUACAAGUGCCUGUGAAGUUCAUUACAGUUAGGAACAAUGAACUUGAGUGA